Messenger RNA from Parasteatoda tepidariorum (common house spider), 1553 nucleotides. NCBI's taxonomy places the organism in Eukaryota, Metazoa, Arthropoda, Arachnida, Araneae, Theridiidae. The record is from RefSeq and is a predicted model, not a curated record.
AUGGCUACGUAUCACCACCACGGACGUGGCGGAAAGCGGCUGACCGAAAGACCUACACGUGGCUCAACGUCGGAUGAGGAAUGCUCGGAUUUUGAAACCAAAAUGGCUAAAGAGUUAGCAGACAUGGAAAGAAGAAUUAAAGAAGAUGAAAGGAAAAAUAAAGAACUACUUGAGAAACUAAAUCAAUUGGAGCAGUUUCUCAUGCCUGUGCCAAAUAGGCCCGAAAUACCGACAACACCAAUUGAUGUCAUUGAUAUGAAAACUUAUGAAGGAGGCCAACUUUUGAAACAGACGGGGAAUGAGUCAACCACAGAUUCAGAAAGCUCAACCAAAAAUAUUGCAGAACCCCCUUUAAAGAAGAAGAAAAAGAAAAAUAAUGUCAAAAAAGCUGAAGCAAAUCUAAUCAUGACCACGAAUAGUAAACUUUUUUCACCGAUAGAUACCGCCACCUCCUUACAACCAUCUGAAUCUAUAUCUGAUACUGACGUAGCCCCACCCAAGGAGGAUUCCAGUUCAACUGUAGAUCCACCCACAACUCCAGCAAAAGUUCAACCAAUUAAGCAUAUAAAAGUUCUUAUUCGUGGUCUUCCAGUUGGAUUCUGUACUGAUCAUAUCUCCCAGCAACUGGCGAAGUCAGACAUCAUAACGCAAAAGAUAAUUCAGUUUAAGAGAAAAGUGUGCGGGACCUACAGGCUCCUCCCACUUUUUCUUACAAUUCUCACAGAAACAGAUGUUAAUCGACAAAUUUUCUCUAUCACCAAUAUACAAAGUAUCCCGGUCAGUAUUGAAAGGUUCCGAGGCGGGCAAAAUCCAAUCCAGUGUUACAACUGCCAAGAAUUUGGACACAGUCAAAGAUCAUGUAAUUCACCAUCAAGAUGUGUUAAGUGCGCCGCCAAACACCGAUCAUACGAGUGCCAAAAAGAUGAAAAUACACCACCUAAGUGCAGUAACUGCGGAGACUCUCAUACAGCCAACUACACGGGGUGCAGAGCCCGUCCCCGCAGGAGGGGAACACGUGCCAUACCACCACCAACAACAGGACUUGCUCAAAGGUUGGUUACAAUAAUUAAAGAAUUGCAAGAACUUUUAAAAAAUCAAGAAGUGCUUCAACUGCUUCAGAGGAUUAUGGGGGAAGCCACUCUUGCACAGUAACAUCUUUUUUGACUUGAUUUGAACUUCUAUUUGAACUCUUAUUAUUAUUCAGAACUCUAAUUUUCCAUACAGAUUAUUAAAAUAAAUACUGCAUACUGCCCUUUCAAAUUAAAGUUGAUCAUACUAGAUGGCGCCACUAAGGCUUGUCAAAAAUUAUGUAAAAUCUUCACGUCCAUGAAUCACGACUUUUGUAUAUAUAUAAUCAUCAUUUAUUCAUGCUCAUAUUCAAUUUUCUGUACAUAUUUAUGGCAAUUAAUGUAAAUAUCUCUGUUCAAGUUGUAAUGUUUUCUAAUCAAGGUUAUAUUUUCUGUACAUUUUUUCAUGGCAAUUACUGUAAAUAUCUCUGUUCAAGUUUGUAUUUUCUCUAAUCAUGGUAAUAUUAUUGUAAAGCUACCACAACG